GCAGUAUGGGAAGCAAGAUGGAGGAAGAAAGGGCAAGAGAACAUCAACCCACCUCGUUUAGAGGAACUUUAAGCCUUUAGGCUUUUUACUGUAGCAAACAACACGAUGCAUAAGGUGGCUUUGUUUGCAGGCGCUUUUAGAGGGGUCCUGGCAGGAUCACGCGGACUUCACGGGCAGAGUUUACUUCACUUCUGCACGAGACAUGAGACUCAGAUGGGAAAACACACUGAAGAUCAAACCAAAAACACUACGGGCCACUUUACCUGUUACAGUCUGCAGCACAGGACUCUCAUCAAUAUAUCUGGACAUGACACCAGCUCAUUUCUUCAAGGAAUAAUCACCAAUGACAUGGGUCUUUUAAGUGAGGAUGGGGUCAAAGCCAUGUAUUCGCACAUGUUAAAUGUCCAAGGCAGGACAUUGUAUGAUAUAAUCAUUUACAGUUUAAAGGAAAACCCGAGUGGACUUAAUGGUGUGCUUCUGGAGUGUAAUGGCUGUGUACAGGAGUCCAUUAUGAAACAUCUGAAAACAUACAAGAUACGGCGUAAAGUCAACAUCAGCACAUGUCCCAGUCUCUCGCUAUGGGCUUUGUUACCUCAAAACAAAGAUGAUAUGACGAAGUCCGAGCCAGAUGUUAAUGCAGCAGAAAACGUGAUAGUGUUGGAGACAGACCCAAGAACUGAGCUCAUGGGAUGGAGACUGAUCACCAGUCACGGGGUCAAUCCAGUAGACAUUAUUUCGGCUUGUCACCAGGGUAUGACUGAAGAAUACCACCAACAUCGAUAUGAAAUUGGAAUACCUGAAGGCGUCCAAGAUCUUCCACCAGGUGAGGCCCUUCCACUGGAGUCUAAUCUGGUCUACAUGCAGGGAAUAAGCUUCACCAAGGGCUGUUACAUCGGACAGGAACUAACUGCCAGAACUCACCACACCGGUGUAAUACGGAAACGCCUAAUGCCUGUUAGCAUGUCUGCCCCGGUGAAAAACAUGGACCAAGAAACUGCUCUGAUGACUGAGGGUGGAAAACCAGCAGGGAAGCACAGAGCAGGAAUCGAACACCUGGGUCUGAGCCUUGUACGCUUGGCUCACGCCAAAGAGCCACUAAAACUUAAAUUGUCUGAUAAUACGACUGUGACUUUACAGGCUAAGGUGCCUGACUGGUGGCCAAAAAACACAAAAGAUAAGUGAAUCUUCUAGCCACUUCUACUACAUUUGUUGUUUUUAAAUGCUUGUCAAACUGCUGUUCUUGCAUUGUAAAGCAUAUUUAUUUAUAUUUGGAGUUCAAUUAAAACUUAACAUGAAUCACUAUAGCCUUUAUUUAUACAUUUGUUGGCGACAUGCUGGAUGAACCUUGAAAAUAAAAUAACUUAAUAUUAUACAACUUAU
Molecule: messenger RNA, 1380 nt
Organism: Paramisgurnus dabryanus
Lineage: Eukaryota; Metazoa; Chordata; Actinopteri; Cypriniformes; Cobitidae
Gene: iba57
Product: iron-sulfur cluster assembly factor IBA57
Biological process (GO): iron-sulfur cluster assembly
Cellular component (GO): mitochondrial matrix
Molecular function (GO): protein binding
Source: RefSeq, a predicted model, not a curated record